Osmerus eperlanus (European smelt) is the source of this 792-nucleotide messenger RNA. RefSeq lists its product as uncharacterized. The transcript is spliced from 2 exons. Lineage: Eukaryota; Metazoa; Chordata; Actinopteri; Osmeriformes; Osmeridae. The record is from RefSeq and is a predicted model, not a curated record. Bases 1 to 792 code for a protein of 263 amino acids.
AUGUUCCACCACCAAAAACCCCCUCUCUACUGCUCCCACAGACCCCCUCUCUACUGCUCCCACAGACCCCCUCUCUACUGCUCCCACAGACCCCCUCUCUACUGCUCCCACAGACCCCCUCUCUACUGCUCCCACAGACCCCCUCUCUACUGCUCCCACAGACCCCCUCUCUACUGCUCCCACAGACCCCCUCUCUACUGCUCCCACAGACCCCCUCUCUACUGCUCCCACAGACCCCCUCUCUACUGCUCCCACAGACCCCCUCUCUACUUCUCCCACAGACCCCCUCUCUACUGCUCCCACAGAGCCCCUCUCUACUGCUCCCACAGACCCCCUCUCUACUUCUCCCACAGACCCCCUCUCUACUACUCCCACAGACCCCCUCUCUACUGCUCCCACAGACCCCCUCUCUACUUCUCCCACAGACCCCCUCUCUACUGCUCCCACAGACCCCCUCUCUACUGCUCCCACAGACCCCCUCUCUACUGCUCCCACAGACAGCCUCUCUACUGCUCCCACAGACCCCCUCUCUACUGCUCCCACAGACCCCCUCUCUACUGCUCCCACAGACAGCCUCUCUACUGCUCCCACAGACCCCCUCUCUACUACUCCCACAGACCCCCUCUCUACUGCUCCCACAGACCCCCUCUCUACUGCUCCCACAGACCCCCUCUCUACUGCUCCCACAGACCCCCUCUCUACUGCUCCCACAGACCCCCUCUCUACUGCUCCCACAGACAGCCUCUCUACUACUCCCACAGACCCCCUCUCGGACUGGGACAGGAUUUUUGA